Molecule: messenger RNA, 492 nt
Organism: Rosa rugosa (rugosa rose)
Lineage: Eukaryota; Viridiplantae; Streptophyta; Magnoliopsida; Rosales; Rosaceae
Exons: 3
Coding region: 1-492 (163 amino acids)
Source: RefSeq, a predicted model, not a curated record
AUGGCCAGUUCAUCACAAGUUACGAAUUUCUUGUUAGGUAAUUUCCAAAUGCAUAAUACAGAUGUUAGAGAUAGAGUUGCGGCCUUGAGUACCCAGAAGGCUAUUGUCAAGAAGAAGAAAGUAUGUAGCCAGAAGAAGAAACUGAAAGCAUAUGAUCUCUCUUCCUUUUCUGAGUUCCUGCCUGAGUUUGAGGAUUCACAAGAACCAGCUCCUACCAUUGAUUUCAAGCUAAUAUUGAAGGAAGCAGAGCAGUUGGGUAGAGUUCUUAAUCACCCUGCUUUCCAGGCAGAUCCGAUGGGAGCUAUUUAUGAACACUUGAAGAACACACAACCUGUGAUGGCUGAGCAACGGAAGAAAAGGGGGAAAAAAAAUGGAAGUGAAAACAGGAAACAGAAUAAAUCUAAGGCUUUAGCUAAUGAUUUUCAACUAUCCGCCUUGAACAGUAGAUUAUCAUCUAUCCACCUUGAUGACUCUGUUCAUAUCUCAUCCUGA